CGUCUUUACCUUUUUCACCCCCGCACUUCCAACUCAGUCCAAUUUUUUUUCCUCUUCACAGAAGAAAAGAGAUUAGGAUAUUUAUCUCGCCACCCCACCUGCACUUGCUUUAUUCAUCCACUCUCACAGGAGCAAAUACCAAUGGAUAGGCUGGUUAUUUUGUUGCUCGGCAACGGUGGCCGUGAGCACACCAUUGCCUGGAAGCUGGCCCAGUCUGACCGUGUCGAGCGUAUCUUUGUUGCCCCUGGUAACGGCGGAACUGCCUCUGGAUUAAACAAAGUCGAGAAUGUCGACAUUGGCGUCGUGGACUUUGCAGCUUUGACCAAGUUUGCUGUCGAGAACAAUGUUAAUUUUGUCAUUCCUGGACCCGAACAACCUUUGGUUGAGGGUGUCACCGCCGUCUUCCAGAAGAUCGGUAUCCCCGUGUUCGGCCCUUCGUUCAAGGCAGCACGCAUGGAGGGCUCCAAGACAUUCUCGAAGGACUUUAUGAAGAAGCACAACAUCCCCACUGCCGCAUAUGAGAACUUUACGGACGCAGCAGCUGCAAGGGAGUUCAUCCGCAAGGCCGACUUUAACGUAGUCCUCAAGGCGUCCGGUCUGGCUGCCGGAAAGGGUGUCCUCAUCCCUGCAACCAAGGAGGAAGCUUAUCAGGGCGUGGACCAGAUCCUGGUCGACAAAGUCUUUGGCGAUGCAGGCAACGAGUUGGUCAUCGAGGAAUUCCUUGACGGUCAAGAACUCAGCAUCCUCGCCUUCUCGGACGGAUAUACGGUCGUCCCCCUGCCCCCUGCUCAGGACCACAAGCGUAUCUUUGACAAUGACCAGGGCCCCAACACUGGCGGCAUGGGCUGCUAUUGCCCCACUCCCGUCGCCACCCCCGAGGUCCUCGCCGAUAUUAAGCGCACGAUCUUGCAGCCCACAAUCGACGGCAUGCGUCGUGAUGGUUUCCCCUUCGUUGGCAUUCUCUUUACCGGCAUCAUGUUGACCAGCGCAGGCCCCAAGGUUCUGGAAUACAAUGUUCGCUUCGGCGAUCCUGAGACCGAGGUUGUCCUGCCCCUCUUGAGCGAUGACACCGAUCUGGCCGAGGUUAUGGUCGCCUGCACAGAGGGUCGUUUGGAUUCGGUCCGUGUGGGCAUCAAGCCUGGCUUUGCUGCCACGGUCGUGGUCGCCUCUGGUGGUUACCCCGGAAAGUAUGCCACGGGCAAGAACAUUACGCUUCAAGAGACAGAGCAGGAUGUGAUUGUCUUUCACGCAGGCACGACAUUCAAGGACAACAAACUCUGCACCUCUGGAGGACGCGUCCUGGCCGCCACGGGAGUCGCCAAGGAUUUGCGCAGUGCCGUGGAUAAGGCUUAUGCUGGUGUUAAGACCAUUGCUUUCGAGGGUAUGUUCUUCCGCCGCGAUAUCGCUCAUCGCGCCUUUAGCUUCCUCGCAGAGCAGAGUGCCAGCGCGAACCAGAUGACAUAUGCGCAGGCUGGUGUCUCAAUCGAUGCCGGAAAUCUGUUAGUGCAGAAGAUCAAGCCCUUGGUCAAGGCGACGCGUCGUGUUGGUGCCGAUGGCGAGAUCGGAGGGUUCGGUGGAUUGUUCGAUUUGAAGGCCGCGGGCUUCCAGGACCCCAUCUUGGUCUCGGCCACUGACGGUGUGGGCACGAAGCUGAAGUUGGCACACAUGACCGGAAUCCAUGACACGAUCGGAAUUGAUGUCGUUGCCAUGAACGUGAACGACUUGAUUGUCCAGGGCGCCGAAUCAUUAUUCUUCUUGGAUUACUAUGCGUGUGGCAAGCUUGAGGUCGAGGUUGCCAAGGAUGUGGUCAAGGGUGUGGCCGAAGGCUGCUUGAUGGCCGGAUGUGCUCUGGUUGGAGGCGAGACCUCGGAGAUGCCUGGGCUCUAUACUCCUGGCGAUUACGACCUUGCAGGCUUCGCCGUCGGUGCCGUCGAGCGCAACAAGAUUAUCCCACGCAUGGAUCUGGUCAAGUCCGGUGAUAUCCUCUUGGGUCUCACCUCCUCGGGUGCACACUCGAAUGGUUACUCGCUGAUCCGCAAGAUUGUCGAGAAAUCUAACCAGGAGUUGCACUCUCCCUGCCCUUGGGACAAGACCAAGACCCUUGGUCAGUCUCUCUUGACCCCCACUCGCAUCUACGUUAAGCAACUCUUGCCCGUCGUCCGCAAGGAUCUGGUCAAGGCCAUGGCUCACAUCACUGGUGGUGGAUUCAUAGACAACAUCCCUCGUGUCUUGCCUAAGGAGCUCGGUGUUGAGGUUGAUGCCUCGUCCUGGCCCUUCCCUGACGUAUUCAAGUGGAUCAUGGCCACUGGCAAUGUCCCCCAUCGCGAGAUGGCCAGGACAUUCAACUGCGGUAUCGGCAUGGUGUUGGUCGUGAACUCCGAGGAUGUGGAGGAGGUCACGCGUCUGUGCAGAGCCGAGGGUGAGGUUGUCUACCAAAUCGGUGUCCUUAAGACCAAGGAAGAGAACCAUGGCGAGGAGGUUGUCAUGCGCAACAUGGAGUCAAGCUGGGUUGCUUAAAAAAAAAAAAACGAACAUCCAUAAGAAACACAGAUACACACAUACGCACGCCUAUCAACAUCCAUUCUUCACUUUCUCCCAUUAUAUACACACAAAAUCGAACGAGCGUGGCAACUGUAAUAUACAUAAAACAUCAAGUAUUUUUUUCAUAAAGGCAUGCAGCCUUGUUAACG
Messenger RNA from Gamsiella multidivaricata, 2690 nucleotides. Its product is annotated as phosphoribosylglycinamide synthetase. Gene Ontology annotation, molecular function: ATP binding; metal ion binding; phosphoribosylamine-glycine ligase activity. Gene Ontology annotation, cellular component: cytosol. Gene Ontology annotation, biological process: adenine biosynthetic process; 'de novo' IMP biosynthetic process. The coding region runs from base 142 to 2517 and encodes 791 amino acids. The transcript is spliced from 5 exons. NCBI's taxonomy places the organism in Eukaryota, Fungi, Mortierellomycota, Mortierellomycetes, Mortierellales, Mortierellaceae. The record is from RefSeq and is a predicted model, not a curated record.